Molecule: messenger RNA, 135 nt
Organism: Penicillium arizonense
Lineage: Eukaryota; Fungi; Ascomycota; Eurotiomycetes; Eurotiales; Aspergillaceae
Exons: 2
Coding region: 1-135 (44 amino acids)
Source: RefSeq, a predicted model, not a curated record
AUGUCUGUUGAGUCCACAACUGGUAAUGAAUCCACAGCCUAUCACCAACUAGAAACAGAAGGUCUCUGCGAGCGAGGACUUGUUCCAGACUUUUAUGGAACCAUCACCGGUACUCCAGCCCUCCUUCGGAUUUAA